UGGGUGUUCUUUGCAGUUCAUCUUGAUGCUGCUGUUGACUUCCCUGAGCAAAUAAAUUGAAUCCACUCUUGGCAACUUGUGUGUUUAUCGGUGCCGCUUUUCAUUGUCUUGUAGGAUUGGUUUGGAAGAGAAAAAGAUGUUUCGCGUGGCUUCACGAGUGAGCUGCACUUCUGCAUCCAGGGUAUAUUUAAAGUUGAUUUUUUCAAGAAGCUUUGCACUUUCAUGGAAGUCAUGGAUGUCAAUCCACUCUCUUAUUGGGGACAAGAAUAUUGUUCUGAUGGGACCCCCUGGAGCUGGGAAAACAACAGUAGGAAAAAUUGUAGGGCAGAAGCUAGGCUGCUGUUUCAUAGAUGUAGAUGACGAUGUCCUUGAAAAAACGUGGAAUAUGUCUGUGUCAGAGAAACUGAAGGAUAUUGGUAAGGAACAAUUUUUAGAAGAGGAAGGAAAAGCUCUAUUAAGUCUUUCAGUGUCAGGGUGUGUGGUUUCCCUUACCGGGUCUAACCCAAUGCAUGCUGCCAGUAUGGAGCAUGUGAAAAAAAAUGGGAUUGUAGUCUAUCUGGAUAUACCUACUCCAAGCAUAAUGAACCGACUGAAAUUAAUGAAAGUCGAUCGUAUUGUGGGUCAGGGUCCCAGCACUUCAUUGAAAGACCUACUUCAGUUUAGGAAGCAGUUUUACAAAAAGUGGUACGAUGUCCGUAUUCUUUGUGAAGAUGGAAUUACGGCCGUGGCCGUAGCAGAAAAAGUGCUUCAUGCAGUUAAACGGUAUCAGGACUCAGAAUCAGAAGGCUUAAUUUCAACCAGAAGUUUAAAGGGUGAUGAGAAAGGUCAGCAAAAGCAUUCCAUUAAAUACUUCAGUGAUGCAGUUGUUGAAGGCUUAGCACCUGAUGGUGGACUCUUUGUUCCUUUGAAGGGCCUUCCAAAAUUUACUGCUGGAGAAUGGCAGUGUUUAUUGGGGGAAACAUAUGCAGAAAGAGCUCAGCUUAUACUGGAAAAAUGUAUACAUCCUGCGGAUGUACCUGCUUCUGAAUUGUGGGCCAUUAUUGAGGCUGCAUAUGGGCAAAAUUUUGCAUGUCCUAAAAUUGCCCCAGUUAGACAUUUGACCAACAAUCAGUUUCUUCUGGAGCUCUUUCAUGGACCAACAGCUUCAUUUAAAGAUUUGGCACUACAAUUAAUGCCUCGUGUGUUUGCAUACUGCAUUCCUCAAAGCUGCAAUUAUUUGGUCUUGGUAGCUACUUCUGGUGAUACAGGAAGUGCAGUUCUAGAUGGUUUUAAUCGGCUUUCGGAAACUGACAAGCAAAGAAUUGCAGUGGUCACUUUCUUUCCUGAAAAUGGAGUCAGCCAGAUACAGAAAUCACAGAUGAUUGGCUGCCAGGGUAAAAAUACAGUGGUAGUUGGCGUCAAAUCAGAUUUUGAUUUCUGCCAGUCUGCCAUCAAAAAAAUAUUUUCCGAUUCAGAUUAUACUGGUUUUCUCACCGUGGAAUAUGGAACGGCAUUAAGUGCAGCAAACUCUAUAAAUUGGGCACGACUGCUUCCCCAGGUGGUUUACCAUGCUUCUGCUUACCUUGACCUGGUCGAGCAAAAUAUUAUUUCUUUCGGCUCCCCUGUAGACGUCUGUAUUCCAACAGGAAAUUUUGGCAACAUAUUAGCAGCUGUGUAUGCAAAAACGAUGGGUGUUCCUAUAAGAAAGUGUAUCUGUGCUUCCAACCAGAACAAUGUGUUGACUGACUUUAUAAGGACAGGCCUUUAUGAUCUAAGGGGAAGAAAGCUAAUGCGGAGUUCAUCACCAGCAAUAGACAUCUUGAAGUCUUCCAACCUCGAGCGGCAUUUGUACCAGGUUGUUAAUGGUGAUGGAGCACUGGUAGCACAGUUGUUUAACCAGCUGGAAAAUCAUCACUACUUCCAGUUACAGAAGGAAUUCCUCGAAAAGCUUCAGCAAGAUUUGGUGGCUGAUUGGUGCUCUGAGAAAGACUGUCUGGGUGCCAUCCACUCUGUGUACAAUUCGACAGGGUACAUCUUGGACCCCCACACAGCCAUUGCAAAAGUGGUUGCCGAUAGAGUACAAGACAAAAGCUGCCCGGUUAUCAUUUCAUCUACUGCUCAUUAUUCCAAAUUCGCCCCUGCUAUCCUCCAGGCACUGAGAAUGGGAGAAAUAAAACAGACUCCAUUAAGUCAGCUUCACUUGUUAAACUCCUACAAACCUUUGCCUCCGAUCCACAGGGGCUUAUUAGAGACUGUGGAAAAGAAUAAGCAACAGAGCCAUCAGGUCUGUGUGGCUGAUGUGGAUGUCCUUAAGGAACACGUCGAAGCCUUAAUACAAAAACAGUUCAUGAAGGUUUUCUGAGGCUUGGUUGGUCUCUGUUAUAUAAUUCAGUUUUGAAUAUUGUUGUCCUGCAACAAAAAGCAUGUUUUAAUAAAUGUUUGGUAAACAGUGUAUCAAGUUUAGUGGAAGUAUUGUCGAAACGAUUAAUGUGAGAAAUUGUUGAAUGUGAUCUAAGAAAUCAAAUAAGUAAAAGGUAAUGACCCCAUAGAGCAAAUAUGGGCAAUUUGGAGUUUAUGUCUCACCUCUCCCAUAGAUCUGUUAUAUAAUCUUCUGCAAGUCACACUCCUUCACUCAGUUUUCACCUCCAAAAUAGGAAUAAUAAUGACUGAGUUCAUGCGGUGCUGCAAUAAACCAACUUGAGAAAGAUACACAGUGCUUUGCUUUGCUAUCUAUGUGAUCAGUACCUAUGUCAGUGAUACAAAUGAUGAUGUGUGUGAUUUUGCUCCCGAGUCACAGCUGACUUAUAGAGAAUGGUUUUCAAGGCAAGAGACAUACAGAGCUGGUUUACCAUUACCUGACUCUACGUGGGCUGAGAGAGUUCUGAGAGAACUGUGACUGGUCCAAGAUCACCUAGCUGCCUUCAGGUAGAUGAGUGGGGAAUCACACCCACUUCUUUGGGUUAAAGUCUGCUGCUCCUAAUCACUACACCACACUGGCUCUCUACAGAUGAUGAUAGCUGAAGCAGAAGUCCCAGGAAUCUAAGCAGGGCUCCCCUGGUAACUACAUUCAUAUUUUCCAUGUAGCUUUUUUUUCAAGCAACAGUUUUACUUUUGGGAAUAACAUCACUCUCAAGGCAGAUAUCGCCCAGUGACUUGGCAGUCCUUUCAUGGGAACCAUCUGUAUGGAACCACCGUUUAUGAAGUGUUUAACAUUUCAGGAUUUGUUGGGCAUGUAGUGGUGGGACAGGAUGAUUUCCAAAUAUGGACAACCUUCAAGAUUUGGGGCAAGGAAGCAGUUAUGCGAACUGCCCACAAGACUGACAUUCUUGCAAAAUGAAACACGAGUUUGGUUGAAACUACCAAAAAUCACGUUGUGGUCUUUAUGUGGCCUAUAAACUGAGACUAUCACACUUUGGUCACAUCAUGGGAAGGCAAGAAUCACUGGAAAAAGCAGUUAAGCAGAAAAAGCUAGGAAAAGUUGAAGGUAGCAGGAAAAGAAGAAGGCUCAACAUGAGAUGGGUUGAUUCUAUAAAGGAAGCCACAGUCUGCAAAACUUGAGCAAGACUGUUACCCCCCCCUCCCUCCCCCACAAGGCCAAAGAACACUGUGAAAGAUGAGACACAGAUGAAAAAGCUGGUACAAAUUCAUUUAGUUUAUCAAAAGAAGAGACCUAUGCUGAUCUCUGGUGGAAUGCUCUUCCUCCAGCUUUCCGGGCCCUGUGGGACCUCAAUGAGUUCCGCAGGGCCUGUAAGACUGAGCUUUUCCACCGGGCCUUUGGGGAGACCAGCCGCUGAUGUG
Sphaerodactylus townsendi is the source of this 3777-nucleotide messenger RNA. RefSeq names its product threonine synthase like 1 (gene THNSL1). The record is from RefSeq and is a predicted model, not a curated record. The transcript is spliced from 2 exons. Gene Ontology annotation, biological process: amino acid metabolic process. Gene Ontology annotation, cellular component: cytoplasm. Bases 137 to 2341 code for a protein of 734 amino acids. Lineage: Eukaryota; Metazoa; Chordata; Lepidosauria; Squamata; Sphaerodactylidae. Gene Ontology annotation, molecular function: pyridoxal phosphate binding.